CUUCAGACCACGCUGCAGACAGAUGAGGUGAAAAAUGUUCCCUGUGGUACCAGUGGAGGAGUGAUGAUUUAUUUUGACAGAAUUGAGGUGGUAAAUUUCCUCAUCCAGAGUGCAGUGUAUGACAUAGUGAAGAACUACACCGCUGACUAUGACAAAGCUCUCAUCUUCAACAAGAUUCACCAUGAGCUGAACCAGUUCUGCAGUGUCCACACGCUGCAGGAGGUCUACAUUGAGCUGUUCGAUCAGAUUGAUGAAAACCUUAAACUGGCCUUGCAGCAAGACCUAACUACAAUGGCUCCUGGAUUAAUUAUACAGGCAGUUCGAGUUACAAAGCCGAACAUCCCUGAAACAAUCCGGAGGAAUUAUGAGCUCAUGGAGAGUGAGAAGACAAAGCUGCUGAUUGCAGCCCAGAAGCAGAAGGUGGUGGAGAAGGAAGCAGAGACAGAAAGGAAGAAAGCCCUUAUCGAGGCAGAAAAAGUUGCACAAGUUGCCGAAAUAACUUACGGACAGAAAGUGAUGGAGAAGGAAACGGAGAAGCGAAUUUCAGAGAUUGAAGAUGCUGCAUUUCUUGCAAGAGAGAAGGCAAGAGCUGAUGCUGAAUGCUACACUGCUAUGAAAGUAGCCGAGGCUAACAAGCUGAAGUUAACUCCUGAGUACUUGCAGCUGAUGAAAUACAAGGCUAUCGCAGCAAACAGCAAGAUAUAUUUUGGCAAAGAUAUUCCCAAGAUGUUCAUGGACUAUGCGGGAAGCCAGACCAAAUUUGCAGAGGGACUAGGAGAAGGAAUCCAAGAAGAGGAUGGGGCAGGAACCAGUGAGGACACAAAACUACUUCAUAACGUCAACUGAAAAGAAAGAUUUCUAUUCAUUUUGUAUCAGAAGAAACAUGAACUGGGAAGUUUGUUUUUUGUUUUCCCCCUUUCCUGUACUGAGAGAGAUGAAUCAGACUUAAUCCUUUUAAUCUUUUGUAUGACAAUUAGACACAAAGACUUUGGUAUUUAUGGGGUGUUUUGUCUUGUAACUGCUAAGCAGCCAGCUCCACGUAUGUCCUCUAGACGCACCUCUCCCUGCUCUUGGACAUAUAGACCAAAUUAUUCUGGAGAGGCUAGCUAGACUAUCUGUUCUGCGGCCAGCUUAGAUG
Molecule: messenger RNA, 1138 nt
Organism: Charadrius vociferus (killdeer)
Lineage: Eukaryota; Metazoa; Chordata; Aves; Charadriiformes; Charadriidae
Gene: ERLIN2
Product: ER lipid raft associated 2
Exons: 9
Biological process (GO): SREBP signaling pathway
Cellular component (GO): endoplasmic reticulum membrane; endoplasmic reticulum
Molecular function (GO): ubiquitin protein ligase binding; cholesterol binding
Source: RefSeq, a predicted model, not a curated record